Molecule: messenger RNA, 9455 nt
Organism: Bemisia tabaci
Lineage: Eukaryota; Metazoa; Arthropoda; Insecta; Hemiptera; Aleyrodidae
Gene: OtopLa
Product: proton channel otopetrin-like a
Biological process (GO): proton transmembrane transport
Cellular component (GO): membrane
Molecular function (GO): proton channel activity
Source: RefSeq, a predicted model, not a curated record
GAUGAACCCUCCCUAACCUGAACCUUCUGUUGGAGCUAGCCUAGAUACUAUGAACUAUGUGUUCUGUGGUAUUUGUCUCUGAACUAAAUAAGUAAAUAAUUUUAGUGUGCCAUGGACAGCAGUGUCUUAGCUUGUCAUAUUAUGUUUAAUUUAAGUUAUUUAGUAGCCUGUUUGCUUCGAAUGAGUCAUUGCGAUGAUUGUGCAGUCCGGCCUGCUGAAAUUUGUAAUGAACAUGUAACAAAACCUCAGUAACCUCAGUUUGAAGCCUCCAAUGCCACUGAAGUUACACUACCCAAACCAAUUCAGUGCUCGAGUACUCCUAAGAAUUUUUACAUUCUGUCUCCAGUUGUUCUAGGAGGGACAUCCUCAUCAGUUUUCUGUGGAGAUUUUUCACUUAUCAGUGCGUGAAAUGCAGCGUUGUCCUUAUAUUCACGAAAUGAAGGAACGACUGCUAUCCCAAAGUAGUAAUCCUGAGAUUUUACGCAUGGAUAUGUCCGACAAGCAUGAAUCUCGAAGGGAUGUGCAUAGUUAUUCUAUAUCACAUCAUGACUAUGGUGGUAUUGAAACUGUUGUCAAGUUGAACACUGAUGGUUGUGGCUCUCAUAUCCUCCCAAUUCCUGAAUGUCGUCGAAUACAGAGUCUCCUCAAGUUUGUUCCAAAAAAUGCCAAGACGUCGCAGUUCAUAUUUCUAAGCUUCAUCUACGCCAAACUUCUCAUCGUCAUGUGCAUUGCUUACGUCCUCUCCGAGGUGAUCACACUGAAGUUACCAGUCGAGUGCUACGAGGGUUUCUUUACAUAUUUAUACGGGGUUAGUAUAUUCUUCUUGCUGUACGUGUUCUGCUUCCUUCUGCAAGAGAGCUCGUGCUGUCAAGGUAACUCGGAUCGAAAAUCUUCAAAGAAAGAUAAAGCGAAAGAGAAAAAAGCCAAAGAGAAAGAAAAAGCUGAUAGGAAAGCGAAGGAAAAAGAAGAAAAAGCUAAAGAAAAGGAGCACGAAAAGGAAAAAAAGAAAGAAGAAAAGGAAAAGAAGAAAGACAAAAAGAAGGAGAAAGAGGCAAAAGAUGGCGGAGCAGGAGAUGCGCAAACCCACGCAGCCGGCAAGGACAAAGGUACCACCGGCUCAGGCCCAGAUAUUCCGCAACCCAACAAAAAGCAGUCCAAUUUAUUCCAGGGUGUGGUGACAACUGCUAUGAAGAAAGAGAAAGGAUUAGAAACUCCAUCUCAAGAUUCAGUUCAAGUGUACGAGCCUAGCCCUCCUAUUGUAGCCAAUUUUGGCCGCAAACGAAAAACAACACAUAGCAGCCAAAGUCAUGGUAGUUUUUUCCUACGCGUUGGAGCAAUUGCGUUCGGUCUUGGUACCAUGAUUUACAGUGGACUUGAGUUUGGGGUCUUUUUUGAAACACCAUUCAAUUCCCCGUGUUACCAAAUCCUGAAGGGCAUCAAUCCUGUACUUCAAAUGAUCUUCACUUUCAUGCAGAUGUACUUCAUCUUUAUGAAUUCUCGGUUAAACAUUCAUAGAUUCAAGGUGGUCGCACGUUUUGGUCUGAUGCAUAUUGUUGCAACCAAUCUUUGUGUUUGGAUCCGCACCACUGUUCUGGAAAGCAUCAAGGAAUACGACCUGUACACGAGUAGGCACAAUUUAUCUGGUAUUCCUACAAUCCCACCAAUCACCAACGGAACAAAACAAAAUUUAACUAGUGAAUUUGCUUUGUAUGGGGGCGGCAACCGCAUUAAUCAAAUUAAACGUGCACCUGUAACAUUUGCACCUGCAGGGCACCUCAAAACGACCACAAAAAUUUUUAGCUCAACAAUGAGUAAGAUCUUAAGCCAUGUCUCAACUACCCCAACAACUCCUUCAGUGGAACUGACGACCAACCGCCCCACAACACCAUUCACAUUCUCAUCGAGUGUAUCAACUGCCUCAGCAGCAGUGACCCUACCUUCAAGUAUACCCACAAUCCCGCACCUCAUCAAAACUUUGAAUGCGUCCACUACAGCUCACAUCUCUACCGCCAACUCAGGAAUUCCUUCAACAGCUCCAGCAUUUUUCAAACUGUGGAACAAUGAGAAUCAGACCUUCACGCAGAAUGUUUCCUCCUUACAUAACCUAUCAGCAGCGCCGACCAUAUGGGACCAGCCAGUAGCUGAGGCACUUGUCAUGUUGAACGGCACUUACAUUGAUCCUAAAAAAUGUGGACGUAUCAAUAUCAUGGGCAACAUUGUGCGAGACUCAGCUCCAUUUUUGUAUCCAUUCAUUGUGGAGUAUUGUUUAGUUGGUGCAGCUGUCAUCUACAUCAUGUGGAAACACAUAGGCCGACUCCCUAAAUACUCUGAGGAAGACCUGGAACAUCGCUUGGAAGCAAUGUUAUCGAGGAGAGCAAUUGCAAUUGCCCAGGCAACAACUGGACGAAUGGAUUGUGUUGGUGCCAGCAAGGGCCUAUUCAUCGGGCUUCUGUUGUUAGUUGGCUCUCUCAUUUGUCUCAUCCUCUUCUUUGUGCUCAUCCACCAUCCUCAGUUGGGUUUACUCGCUGUGUAUUUGGCAGAUGUAUCCCAUUGCAUUGUCAUGGUCCUCAGCAUACUGGCGAUAUUCAUCGGCUUCUGGAGAGUUCGGCGCUUGAAGUAUUACUACGAUGAAGGCAAUAGCCUGAAUGAUCUGUUACAACGCGUGUCAGCUUUUGGUAUUUUUAUCUAUGCAAUGUUCUCUGUCAUUGCUGGUUCUUUGACUUUUAUGUCAAGUGAGCCAAAUUUACUUGUUAUGAUUACUGGAUCAAUAACAGUUCUUCAGGUAUUGUGUCAAGUGGUGUUCAUUUCCGACGUAUCCCGUCGCCGAGUUCACCUGCCAGAACAUGAUGCGAAUAAACCAGGCCGCCAAAUUGUCACAUUUUUGUUAAUUUGCAACAUUACAAUGUGGGUUAUCUACACUUUUGAUGCUCAGAAAGUUACAGCUAAUCCUGUCCAAUUGAACUUUUAUGGAUUCCUAGCCUGGUCUAUGAUUCAACGCAUCACAUUACCGCUUAGCAUAUUUUACCGUUUCCAUGCAGCAGUGACACUAGCUGAGGUUUGGAAGACAAGCUACAAACCACGUCUGGACUAAGCGCACAUGAAUCUCUGUGAGAAGAGGAUCACUGCAGUUGGUCCCCCCACCUAAAUUUCUAGUGAGAUCAUCCAAAGGUUUAUUUAUUAAUUUGUUAUAGGUUUAUUUUAAGCAUCAUAAGGGCACAAGUCGAACUAACAAAAUCUUAACUUAUUUGCUGGUCAUUUUUUUUAUAACUAGGUUUCCUUUUUUUUCUUAACUUCUGUUUGAAGGUGGCAUUAUUUCAAUAUGGAGGUCAUGACCUUUCUAUAUCAAAAUCAGUGCAACUACAUCAGAUAUGUGAUACCCUAUUUGAAAUAAAUGUCUCUUUUUCAAGAGAAAUUCUAUGAGACUGAUGAUUUUGGGCACCUAGCAGCUGCUUCUUCUUUUCUUUGGAGGAAUUUUUUUAAAAUUGAUUUACCAUAGAGUAGAGUUGAAUACUGGAUACCCAACUCUGACUGAAUACAAUUUUUUCUGGUAUACUGAAUAAGUACUUAUAUAUACUACCUGCCUUUUUCCCCUCCUUUUGACUUGAACAAAAGCUUGUAGAUCCUGCCAAGUCUUGGACACUUUCAACACUUCGACUGCAGCGUGAUAUUCUGGUGACUCCUGUACGAUACAAAACUGGUAGAGCCGCUAUCACUCGUGAGAGUUCGCAAAAUCAGGCGAAUUAUGCCAAACUUCCCAAAAUCAAGAAAGUCCCGUAAAAAAACAGACUCUUCAGAACAAUUACGACCCUCUGCACUAGCUAAAAACCGGAUGUACAUGCAAGUGCCUGUUAAACUUAAAACAAAAUGUGCAAAUAAGCUCAGAAUUUCUGAACUGAAAUUUUAAAAUCCAACCAAACCCAAACCGGCCUUCCACUCCAAAGUCCUCAAAAGGUUCCACGGCCCUAAACAGUUUACAUGACUGAAGGGUUUGAAUAAAAUAUUUUAUACUUUGGCAAAUUUUCAAAAGUAUCAAAUGCAGUCAGAACGCAGAUUAAUUUUUGAGUUAACAAUAUUUGUUGUAGGUCUCUUAAGUCCUUUAAGUUCAUUAAUAAUGUGGUGCACCCGGCAAAACGUAAAUAGAUUGUUUAAAGAGGAGGAAAAACAUGUGAAAUAUGCUAAAGUGAUUCAUUUUUCUCACAGGGAUAAGGAUUAUUCAGUUCCGGCAAGAUACCUUUGCAAACAUUCAAUAGCCAGUUUGGGCUGAAUACAAAAAGUUGAUACCUGUCUUUGGUACUAGCAAUUUGUAAGGUCUAUUUCAACCUAAGUAACUCUAACCUAUUUAUUUUAUUUGUUUACCUUUCUUGAUUCGAUUUAGUUUCUGUUAUUACCUUCUCUUUCUUUCAUUAAUUUAUUCUUUGUUUAUUCUAUACCUUUGAUGUCUAGUGUAAUCCUUUCCACACUUGGUGGGACAAAAAUAACAGGUUUCAAUAGGGCCUCUUUCAUUGAGCAUCAAUAAUGUAUAACGGAACAGCAUAAAAGUACAAAAACCCAGUUUCCAAUUCAAUUGUAUUUAGGAACUCAAUGUGACCUUUUUCUGUUGGGUUUUCAGGAAAGGGUUUUUUUUUUUUUUAGAGUAACUAAACUGAUGGUUUUCUAAGCCAAUUUCAAAACCUUGAUUCGGAAUUCAUCCUAUACAAUUGUUGCCAUUUUUUCAUAUCAGAAAGAUCUCUUAAACAAAACAAAAAGUAUGAAUCACUCUUUUCUUUCUCACAUUGUUUGCCAGUAUAAAUGGCAACCAUGGUGGUUUGAGUCACUUUUCAUUAGACAAAGUACACAUUUUGAAAGUAGUUGGUUCAUUAUUAACUGAGUAAGUAACAUGGAGCUAUGUACAUAUAACCCGUGGAUACUUAGCCUUUAGUCCCUCCAUAUCCCACAAUGUAGUUUGAAUUGAAUUCUGAGGAGAGUAACUCAAAGAUAUAAAGCCAUGAAGGUAAAGGAAAGAUCCCCCCUCCCCCUUAAUCUAAAGGAAAGGGUAUCAAUUUCUUGUGUAGUUUCUGGACCAACUCUGAAUUUCCGUAACUACGCAAUCUUUUGGGCAUUAAGGGUCCAUAUUAUACUUAAAAAAUUGAUCAUAAGCGACCAUUUUUCUACUCCACCUGGGUAUAAUAGUAGCUUAAACACAGCCCUGAAGGCGUAUGUUGCCCAAUAAUGCGGGUUUUUUGACAUUUGACGCGUCGUUUCACUAUCAUCCGGUUGGAAGAGCAAAUAAUCCUCCGAGUAUGUUCACAAGAGUUAUGUUUUUAAGUCACUUUGGCCAAUUAUACUAGAAAUCAAACCUUGUCCCCAUUAAAAAAUUUCUUCGAAUUUUCCAGUUUUUUGCUGGAAUUGAAAAUGGCUGAAUAAGAACGACUUACCAACUCACACUAGAAAUUAACCGUUUUUUGAAGGUUUGCACUGAGGAAGUUGAAAAUUUUCUCCCUCAUAAUAGAGUGUUUUAAGAUCCUAGCUAAACUGAUGAACUGUUGAACUAAUUCUAGCUGCCCUUUCCAUCUGAUCAUUCGUUUAGAACUGCGGUCGUCAAGUCUUAGAACUGUCCUCCCCCCCGCUCUUUCCUCAGAUGCUUCGUUUUUCUGCCUCAGUUUUACGCCUUGUGCAAGGUACAUACUAGUGGACGGAUGCGAUAGGUAGCCAGUUACUGAAAACUCUGGCACCUAUCUUGCAUUAACAGUGGGCCACUAAACCAUGAACGAAUUUUGACUUGCAAAUUCCUGUGUCUGGAGGUAAAUGAUGCAUAUAACGAGAUGCAUACUUAAAAGAUGUGAAAAGGUAACCCAGAAACUGAGAAAUACGCAAUUAAAAAAGCGCAGCUUUUCCGCAAAUUUAAAACGCCCUAGUUUGGUGCCGAAGUGAUUGAUGUCAUCAAUCAGAAGCUAGUAUGGGUUUCUACAACUUCCAUUAGAUGUCUUUCUACUCUUUGUUUAUGAAAACGAUAGUAAAGUUGAAAAUAUAGCUGCUGAAUCAAAGAAUCGAAUAUCAUUCAUGUUAUCUGUAGUUAAGAAGCAAAAAUUCCUCAUUGAAACAUGCUUUAUUUCUACAGAUAAUAAUUUGACUCCUGUACUGUCAAGAUAGCAAGAAGAGUCGUUAGUGCAAAAAUGAAGUUUUGAAAGAUGGGGUCACUAGCGUCUGGGCAGAAAAUUUUAUUGAAAGAAGCUACCGGUCUUUGUCGAAUUUCCACCAAUCACUGUAAAGACUCUUCAAAAUUGUUUGGAUGAUUAAAAAUCGACUAAUUUUAUUUAAAAUAUAUAAAAGGGCAUCACUCAUUUUCAUGUCAAGCUAGCGUUAGGAAAGACAGCUGCAAGUGCUAUCUUCUGCAUGCUUUCGCGGUUUAGUUACUCUUCACAUGAUCCUUUUGCACUGUAAGUCCCUAAUUUCCUUGAAAGGAAAAGUGGGAAUUUGGACUUCAAAGAAAUUUGGGCAGAAUAUUAACAAAUACAGAAGAAAAAGAAGAAAAAUUGAAAUCUAGCGGUGCAUUUAGAAUUUAAUGCAGCUGCGGAAAAACGUAUGUGGGACAGACGGGCAGAAGUGUGGCAACAAGGCUAAAGUAACAUGGACUGUGCCAUUCUAAAAAGAAAGGGACACUCAUCAUUUGGCGACUAUAUCAUUGACACCAAUCACAAACUAGAAGGUUGUCAGGCCAAAUUGGGAAGAGUUUGUCAAAAAGGUCGAAAACUAAAUGUGCUGGAACAAAUUGAACUCUUGAAGACACCAAAGGACCAUCUUCUCAACUCUUAAUUAGAACAACAGGUGGCACCGGUGGUCAUUCCCUCCGUCCUCCUAUAUGACGCAACACGAUCAGCUGAUCACGAUAUCUCACUUGCUAGUUUUGCAACGCGCUGCCGGAGAUAGUGCACUAAAGUUUCAGCUUCCACUUUUAUUUUCGUUCUCUGUUUUACUUUGUCAUUCACCUGAUGAUGGCUGAUACAGCCGAAACGGCCUUAGUGUUUUAAGUUUGACAACCGAAGAAAAACUCACAUCGGACGAAAAAGAAAUGUGAGUAUCUAAUGGAUUUUGCUUGUCCAACAGGAUCGUUGAGGAAGCACACACUGAAUGUUAAAAUACCUACGAUGUUGGGCGAAAUCGACCUAUAGACCCAUGUUUAGGCCACAUUGGACCUUGAAAAAAUAAGAAAAUGGCCGAUUCAUGGUAGACCCUAUAAAACAAACACCCUCAAUGAGCGAAAAAUUGUAGAAUUACGGGAUGCCGGGUGGGCUAAAAAAUCGUCCUCAUAGAUACCUUUCCUCUAUAAUCAAUUUUCAUUGUGAUAUUUUGUCAAAGGCUUCUGCUUACAUCUCAACUUUGUGAUUUUAUUUUCAAAUUUGUUACCGUCUUAAAGAUUUGUGUGAUUUUCAAGUGUAAAAACCUCGUUGCUCAGAGACGGAUCCAUUGAGUAUACUUUCUCUCUGUAGAAUUUAAUCCAUCUCAGCUCAGAAAAGAAUGUAAUCCUAAAAAGCUUGAAAAGUGUUGGGUCAAGAUCUACUCCAGAGGUAAAAUUGGAAACUGGAGUGUGAUAAGUUGAAGACUCCUAUCCAAUUUCGGUGUUUCAUUGUGCUAAAAGGCAGGAGGAGCCGAAUACUGAAAAAAAAAAUUUUGCGUAAGUCAUUCAGUAUUGGGAAAUCCUAUCAUAUCAGUAAACCAAUCUCAAAGCUGUGCAUCAGAAUGCUCCAAAUGGCUGUAGUGGUGUCAGAUACCUAAAAAUCGUGCAUCCAAAUGCUUACAACUCCUGAACUAAUUGUUUCUCUACCAAUAUAUCAAUCAAUGAAGGAUCAGACUAAUAUUGUAUAUGAAUUUUUUUCUCCUUUUUUUUCUGUCAAACAGAAAAUAGCGUUAUUGGUAGGCUCAAACACAUAAAAUUCAAAAAGCUAUAAAUCCAAAUAAAGGGAAGUAUCAUAAAAUUAAUAGGAAAUCUUGUACAAAAAUCAACUAACUAUAGGAAGAAUCACAAUUUUGGAAGACAUUAUAACUUUUUGGUUUAAAAUCAUCUUAUUUUUAAGGUGGCAAUUUGGCAACAUUGCCUAACUGCAAGAAAAAAUGUUAAGAUUCGAAAUUUUCAUAAAUGUAGCUCUUCAAUAUAGCAAGACAUCACACCAAAAAAUGAAAAUAAUCCGAACCAGGAAUUUGGCCAUCCUUGCAUAAGCCUCAAUGAAUCAACUAAAGAAAAAAGUGAAAUUGUUUUACUUAUGGUAACUGUCAAAUGACAAUUUUGCAACCGAGAAUUUAAUAAUGUAAAGUUGCGUAGUUAAUUAGAAUCUCUUAAACAUGCCCCAUUUGCGUAUCUCCUACAAUGAAAACUCCUAAGUAUAAUCACAAAUAAUCUUUGUCUGCAUAAUAAUCAAUCCUUGAUAAAUCUGUUGCAAUAGGUUUGAUAAGAAACCAUUUUCUAAUCUCUUUUGUAAAUAGUUUCUUUUCUUUUUUUACUCUUUUAAACAUUUUGUUAAGUAUUACAAGUUUAUGUAAUUUUAUGUGUUCUGAUUUUAAAAUUUUGACUGUACAGUAUUAUAUUUUAGAAUUAGUUAGAAGUUGGUACUUAAGAGAGAUUCGAGUCCAAAUUAAGCCAGUGGGCUGAUUGUUGAAAUUUUUAUUUUGUAUGGUAAACAAGACAAGACCAAGGGGAAUGGAGAUACUCUAUUUAAUUCGUGGGCUCUCUGGUCCGGUCAACUGUGAUCCGCAAUGCGAGUUCCUAACUGGGCUAGGUGAUUGUCUGGUUGUAGGCUACCAAAGACAUGCCCUUAACUAGCCAAUUAUUCGGCCCAUUUAGGAGCUUGUGUUACGAAUCUCAAUCGACCAAACAACAUAGCUCCAAUCUCUCUUUCUCCAUUUUGACAAACACAAAAUUUCAAUGAUUGGCGCAGUGGAUGAUGACUCAAGGUUCUUAUCUUAACUGACAGGUUGUGAGCAGAUUAAGAGGAGCCGUAGCUCAAGUUCAGGAAAGAUGUUCUAUAUUUUUAUAGCUUAAAAUAGGACAGAAUGGAAAGAUUGUUCCUGAAGUCUUGCUGCACUUCGGUUUUUUUCCUGUUCUGAAACAAGAACUUGUAAUGCUUUUGAAACAAACCCAGGAUGGAUUGCUAUCACUGUAAAGAUGGCAAACUAUGAAAUACUUAAGGCUGCAGUAGCAUUUCACAACACAAACAAGUAAUUUUUUUUUCCUCAAGAAGUUGUAAUAUCCUUCUUUUAAGUAUUUUAUGAAACAAUUCUUCUCGAGGCAUUAUCAGGUAUACUCUCAAGCUUUAUUAACAUAAUUUUUUUUUACCAUUGUAGCAUUAUUUGAAGGGAACGGUUACAAACAUAUAUGUAAUGGGUAUGUUGCACCUAUUUUUUUAAUUCAUUUUCUAAUAGUGUGCAUUAUUCUGAGCUAAAUGAAUUUUCCUGGCAUUUUUGGACCCCCCCCCCCCCCCCCC